Leptinotarsa decemlineata (Colorado potato beetle) is the source of this 1524-nucleotide messenger RNA. Its product is annotated as putative transferase CAF17 homolog, mitochondrial. Gene Ontology annotation, biological process: iron-sulfur cluster assembly. The record is from RefSeq and is a predicted model, not a curated record. NCBI's taxonomy places the organism in Eukaryota, Metazoa, Arthropoda, Insecta, Coleoptera, Chrysomelidae. Gene Ontology annotation, molecular function: protein binding. Gene Ontology annotation, cellular component: mitochondrial matrix.
AUAAUGUGAGUAAUCUUGAGGAAACCGGUAUUUUAUAUUUUCCUUCGAAGCCACAAAAUGUUAGGUUUGUCAAAAAUUUUGAAUAUAAGGCUCUACUCCAAUAUCAAAACAACAAGAAACAUCCUCGAGCCUCUGAAACACAGGUCGCUGCUUCGAGUCGCAGGAAAUGAAGUCAAAGAAUUCCUCCAAGGUCUAAUAACCAAUGAUAUAAACCAUCUCAGCCAAAGUCUUGGGGGUUCUAUGUACACGAUGUUUCUCAACACCAAAGGACGCGUUAUUCAAGACACCAUAAUCUAUAGAACUAAGGAAAUUGAUACAUUCUUGGUAGAGUGUGAUAAUGGAGCCCUAGACCAACUUGCAAAACAUUUGAAAAUGUAUAGGGUGCGUAGAAAAAUAGACAUUGUUAGUAUGAAAGAUGAACUUCACGUACACGUUCUGUUUAGUAAUAACAGCAUAAGAACUGAACAUGAUGAAAAUGCUAGUCAUACCAAAUUGGAUGGAAUCGUGGUGCCCUGCAAUACGUUGAAAGGUACCAUGCCUGAGACAUCAACUAGCACCACAAUAUAUAAAAAUUUAUCAAUAUACAAAGAUCCUAGGGUGAUUGAGUUGGGAUCCCGCAUAAUAUCAAAAGAAGGAACUGAUGUGAAGCAGCAAAUAACCGAAUUAGUAGGAGCGGUUGAGUCACCUCAUUCUCACGAAAAUUACAAACUUCUUAGGUACUCCUUGGGAAUAGGAGAAGGAAUAAAUGAUCUACCUUCAGAUAAUUGCUUUCCACUUGAAUGCAAUUGUGACUACCUUCACGGCAUUAGUUUUCACAAAGGUUGUUAUAUCGGGCAAGAACUUACUGCUAGGACACACCAUACAGGAGUUGUGCGUAAACGAUUGAUGCCCCUGUAUUUUAAAAGUGUACCAACUAAGUUACCAGUGGAUAGUAUUAUAAUUCACCAAACUAAGAACAUUGGAAAACUGAGAGGGGUUGAAGGAAACCUGGGAUUGGCACUGCUCAGGGUUAGCUCUGCACUGGAGUUUGGAAAUAUCACAGUGGGAAAUGGUAUAGCAUCUGUUCAGAAGCCUCAUUGGUGGCCUUUGGAAGCUCCUAAAGAAAAAGUUAAUAUGCAAAAGAGCUGAUGAUUAAUUUAUUGUUGGGUUUGCUUAGUUGGUUUUGUUAGAAAAGUUGGAGGUACCAGCUAUGAUGGAAGUUGUGGACGAGACUGAGCAUGUUAAUGAAACCAAAAUAAAUAUUAACGUACCUACUGAAGAAGCAAAAGUAUCAACUGAUGAAUCACAAGCCAAAAAAGCAAAGGAAGAAAUUAACUAUUUCCAGUGCUCUGCUUGUAUUUUCAGAGAAAGAUAUGAAUAUUUCGGAAGCAACCCACCUCAAGUCAAAAACUAUAUUUUAUUAGAAGAUGCAUAUGUCAUAGAAGAUCCAUUCACUACUCCAAAACAAGGCAAAAUCAUAAUACUCGGUUCACAUUGUAUCAUUUGCAGGAAACCUGUUUGCAAAGAUGCUAUUUGUAGUCUCUA